This is a messenger RNA of Caenorhabditis elegans, 1283 nucleotides long. RefSeq names its product K Homology domain-containing protein (gene Y69A2AR.32). Gene Ontology annotation, molecular function: nucleic acid binding; RNA binding. Bases 1 to 1155 code for a protein of 384 amino acids. The record is from RefSeq and is marked reviewed. The transcript has 8 exons. NCBI's taxonomy places the organism in Eukaryota, Metazoa, Nematoda, Chromadorea, Rhabditida, Rhabditidae.
AUGGCUUCAAAUAAGAAAAAUCAAGCCAGCGGCGGCGACCAAAAGCUGGCACAAUCGGAAAGCGGAGUCGAGCUGAAAACCCUCCUGCAACUCAUCGGCAAGGCCAUCGAAGCGGCGCCGGCGACCGAUGAACCCGCCGAGCCAGAAUUGCCACGUUUCAUGCGAAACAAUGAUAAUUAUCACGAUCAACGGCGGCAAUUCGUCGUCACGUUGUCCGAGAUUUUGAUGGUUCCUGUCGAGAAAUAUCCGAAAUACAAUUUUGUCGGCCGAAUUCUCGGGCCACGUGGCAUGACGGUGAAGCAGUUGGAGAAGGAGACCGGCUGCCGCAUCUUUGUGAGAGGAAGAGCUUCCACCACGGCGUCCAACCCGGAAAGCAAGCCAAACAAAUCGACACCAAGCUUCUCCAAACCGUCAUUAUCGAUUAUUUCGAGAAACGCGUUGACUGAAGAGCCGCUGCACGUCUACAUCGAAUGCCAAGAUACUCAGUCAGCGGCACAGGCGAAAAUGGCUCAUGCCGUGGAAGUCAUUCAGAGAUUAUUGUCGCCGCCGAAAGAUGGGAAGGAUGAGCUGAAGCGACAACAGUUGGUGGAUAUUUCGCUGAUCAAUGGGACUUAUAGAGUUACAAGCACAUCCAAUGAGCAUGUUGGCCAAUUCCGCCGUCCACGUUAUUCAGCGGAUCCGACGUCAAAUUCCACAGACUUGCAGCUUCGCCCAUUGGAUGCUCACGGAGCAUAUGGAGAUGUUGGAUCAGUCUACGGAAUCGCCCAGCAAAAGCGCAUUUGGCAGAAGCCACGUGGACCGGAUGCCACGUCAGAAGAGUUCGCUCACUCUGUAUCCUCGCGCGAGUUUGUCACCGAUAUUGUGCACAAGACGAAGAAUAGUCCGCGACGAGCAAACGACGCGAUUUUCAGUCUAACCGAUGAGAUUGUCAAUGACUCGUUGAAAGCCGCCCAAACACUGCUCGCCUCCCAUGAAUUGCUCACCUUCGGGCUUCAGGAUCAGCAAAAAAUGAUGAAAGUUACGCAGUAUGGAGCCGGUGACACCAGCAGUCGGAAAAAUCUUCCGUAUCCGCCACCACUGAUGUCCACUCCGAUGCCGCCUCCAGGAUAUUCAAUGUGCUAUAUGAUGCCGCCAUAUUACCCACCAAGAUAUUGAUUUCUCCUGGGAAAUUUCUCUACUCGAAUUCUUCAAAUCCUGUGUCAUUUUCUCUUCGUUUUAUCUGUGUUCGUUGUUCACCCUCCUCGUUUUAUCCAGCUUUUAUAUAAACAUUUCUAAAUAACAAA